Molecule: messenger RNA, 1080 nt
Organism: Penicillium diatomitis
Lineage: Eukaryota; Fungi; Ascomycota; Eurotiomycetes; Eurotiales; Aspergillaceae
Product: MYG1 family protein
Exons: 2
Coding region: 1-1080 (359 amino acids)
Cellular component (GO): cytoplasm; nucleus
Source: RefSeq, a predicted model, not a curated record
AUGGCCGAAGAGACAGCGACCAAGAAGCUCAAGACUUCCUCCCCCUUGAUCGGCACUCACAGUGGUCAUUUCCACGCCGACGAGGCUUUGGCUGUCUAUCUGUUGCGUCUGCUGCCCACCUACGCUUCCUCGCCGCUCCUCCGUACUCGCGACGCAGCUCAAUUGGAAACAUGCCACACUGUCGUCGAUGUCGGCGGCGUGUAUGAUGCCUCCAUCAACCGCUAUGAUCACCAUCAGCGCACCUUCGACACUGUCUUCCCCCAGCACAAGACCAAGCUCUCCUCCGCCGGUCUCGUCUAUAUGCACUUUGGCCGUGCUAUUAUCGCCCAGCACAUGUCCCUCCCCGAAGACCACGCCGACGUGGACCUCUUGUAUAAGAAGCUCUAUGCUGACUUCAUCGAGGCCAUUGAUGCCAACGACAACGGCAUCUCCGCCUAUGACCAGUCCGCCGUGGCCGCCGCCGGCCUAGAGAAGCGCUUCAAGGACUACGGUGUCACCUUGGCCUCCAUCGUGGGCGACAUGAACAACCCCGACCCUACCAGCCCUCCUGGCGAGCCCCAAGAUGAGGACAGCCUCUUCGGUCGCGCUAGCACCUUGAUCGGCAAGGUUUUCACACGCAAGUUGCACCACGCGGCCAAAUCAUGGCUGCCUGCCCGCACCACCGUCGGCAAUGCCUACGCCUCCCGCACCGAGGUCCACCCCUCGGGCCGCAUCAUGGUGCUGCCCAAGGGCGGUGUGCCCUGGAAGGAGCACCUCUACAACUUUGAGCGUGAGAACUCUGCCGCCGCGGACUCUCAGGUCUACUACGUGUUGUACCCCGAGAGCGCCGCAGAGGACUCCAAGUGGCGUGUGCAAUGCGUGUCUACCUCCGAGAGCAGCUUCGAAUCCCGCAAGCCGCUUCCCGAGGCGUGGCGUGGCGUGCGUGACCAGGACUUGGAUGGUCUGAUUGCCUCGGAGUCUGAGAAGAAUGGACAGGCUAAGCUUCCCGAGGGAGCUAUCUUCGUUCAUGCUAGUGGUUUCAUUGGUGGACACAAGACCAAGGAAGGUGCUAUGGCCAUGGCUGUUCGCAGCCUUGAAUAA